AUGUUUGUGUGGGUCCUCACCGGCGAGACCAUGGAAUGAUGUCAGCAAAUGUAUCAGCCCGGACUUCAACUCGAACGUGGUAUUAUUCAUCUCUGGGAAAGUUAUGCAAAGAGGUUGGUUUGGAAGUACGACAUCAGCAAGUUGCCUCAAGGUACGCUCCUCGUUCGCCAUUAGUGCAUUCUCGAUGAUUAUAUGGGUGUCUUUUUGGCUUUUAUCACUCCCACUUUCUUCCUCUACGUCCUCGCUUUCGAUUUCGAACUGGAUACCCUUGCUGAAAAUCGCCUCCUUCUCUUUUUUUUAUGAUAAUUUCUCUGCUUUUCUUUUUAUCCCAUGCUUGAAUUGUUGGAAACAAAGACACUGGGAUCAAAAUCUCGCAAGUCCUAAUCCUAUUGUAAGUUUUCAAUUCUAUUAUAUUAUUGUUGAUUGGGUUUAUGUUCUUCAAUCUGAUUAUCAAAAAAUUGAAUCCAAGAAUGAGGUAAUCCAUUCACCUAGG
Striga hermonthica is the source of this 493-nucleotide messenger RNA. NCBI's taxonomy places the organism in Eukaryota, Viridiplantae, Streptophyta, Magnoliopsida, Lamiales, Orobanchaceae. The record is from the annotation of a GenBank genome assembly.